Lepisosteus oculatus (spotted gar) is the source of this 3488-nucleotide messenger RNA. NCBI's taxonomy places the organism in Eukaryota, Metazoa, Chordata, Actinopteri, Semionotiformes, Lepisosteidae. The record is from RefSeq and is a predicted model, not a curated record.
UUUAUUAAAACCACACAACUUAAACUGAAUCGACAGCUGACACAAAUAAGAUCCAAGACUAUAAAUAUAGACUAUGUAUAUUUUAUAUAGAAUGAGUACGAGAUCUUGGGUUGUGGCCAGAAGGAAUAUAACAUCUAAUUUUAAAUAUAUGUAUAGACUCGGGAAGAGCCAACCGGAAUAUUGUCAUCUCCAGCUUUCACGUCACGUCCGACAGUCCAAACCCAAAAGUCUAGUAGUCUUGUUUGGAGCCUUUCUGAUCUUGGGUCAUUGUGAUUCCCCCAAUGAUAUGACCUGCUAUAGAGCUAAAAUGUAACUGCGCUGCUCAGUAACACAGUACCUUCGCGUAGCCUCAGCAGGGCGAGAUGGGCGGGGCGUUACGAGCCUGCGGGAAGGGGGAGGGCAGACGGGCGUGGCGUCUCCGAGACGCGAUUGGCUGCCCUGGGGAACUACGUGGGGGCGUGGCGAGUACCCGGACGCAGAGCCGCUCGGUCUUACACAAACACUGAAGCUCUCAGCAAUGGGCACCGAGAUUUGGAGCAAAUAGCGCAGAAACGUGGAAGAAAUGGCCUGCCGCAUUCGUGAUGGUUGAAUCAUGAUCACGGGGCUUUGCUUUGCUCCCGUCUCUUUGCCCUCGGAUGAUUUGUGAAGCCACGCGUGGAAAUUCUGGACUGAGAAGCCCACACCAGUAAGUUCCUAUCACGACACUGCUAGCUUGUGAUUCCGGACUCGACAGUCGCCCUUGCUGUGGGACGCAUUGGGUGCUCUCCGGGUGCGUGGAAACCCGGGCUCUUCGGCUCCAGCUGCUACCAAAAAAAAAAACGGAGCGUGUUUUUUUUUCUCCUGGGCGGAUUGUACACUGAACCCACUGAUGCACGGACCGUCGCCCUGGGACUCGGAGCUACAAACUGUUGCAUGUUUAGCCGAAGGAAAACCGAAAUAGUGGAGAAAUUCUCUCACGGUUGACGCACGGAGCGGGUGAGGAAGUAUACCCGGUAUUGCGGUGGGGGUAGGCUCGCACAUGUCCCUAGCCGAGCCCGGCCUCCCCGAGUUUGUGUCUCUCGUCUCCAGUCAAUCGUAGCAGCGGGCGCCCCGUCACGUGACAGGCGCACCACCGCGAGCCCGUCUCGUGCGCGACUCCGUGUCCCCGAAAGAGGGGGUCUAAGGAGUGCGCCUGCCGGAGGAGGAGUACCCCAGCCCGGGGCAGAAGCGUGAGGGGUCGGUCGCCGCUGGACGUGAGUGAGCUGCUUUCGCAAACCGGAACCGAGCCGCGGAGCGCCGGGUCGGAGCUGGGAACCCACCUCCCCAGGCGCCGCGCUGCCAGCCGAACCGGUUCCCCGGUGAGUCAGGCAGGAGCGUGGAUGUGUCACCGCGUCUCUCCUUCGUGCACCGCGAACCCUGCCUGAAAUGGACACCGUGCUUGCAGCGGGGCCCAGGUCUCCCCAAUAACCGAGCCUCGAGCCGAUGGACCCCAGUAUCCCUGCUUACUGCCACCAAGAACGGUACUGGUGGGCCCGGUCGUAACAACAGCGGGGACCAAUGAAACAGAGCCUUAGCGCGUCCGGACACACACGGACACCUGUUUUUAUUACAGGCUUGCUGUUUUAUUCUCGGCGUCUUCACCUGCAGGAUCUUUAAAGCGGGCAGCCUCUCCACUGCCCUUCUUGCGCGUAGAGACGCAGCCGCGUCGCUCUGCGGACUUGAGCGGCGACGAUGAUUUAUUGAAACAUCUGGGGGUUUUCUGGGAUCGGAUCGGGCUCCGCGGGCUGUAUAUUCAGACGCAGACUCGGGCCAGACCCAAACGCCAACUCCCCCCCACCUCACCUCCUCCUCCUCCGCGGUGUCUGGCGCUGCCCCUCUCCUGUCCCAGCCAGCCCGUCAGGCUACAGAGACGCCUCUCCCGACCGGAGCGAUGCUGCUCGCCUCGGCGGUGGUGGUCUGGGAAUGGCUGAACGAGCACGGGCGGUGGCGGCCUUACAGCCCGGCCGUGUCGCACCACAUCGAGGCGGUGAUCCGCGCCAACCCGCGGGGCGGCAGCGUGGUGCUGGGCCAGGUGGACACCAAGCUCUCCCCGUACAUCAUCGACCUGCACUCCAUGCACCAGUUCCGCCAGGACACGGGUAAGGACAUGUUUUCCAGAGAGAGAGGGUGUUUUAUUAAAACACAAAACCCGUACCGGGUCGCAUCGUUCUGUCGCGGGUGUCUGGGCACCUGUCUGGAUAUCAGACCGCUGUUCUCUCUUUCGCCCCCGCCCCCCCCAGCGCCGCCGCCGCCGCCCCCUGCCUCAGCGUGCGCAGCCCCUCUGCCGCCCCGCUCCAGCCUGGCGGGACUGAGCCGCCCAGCCCUGCAGCGCAUCGCCAUGGCACAGUCUCGAGCCCUCAUCGCCUCGGGGGUUCCCACUGUUCCAGUGAAGAAUCUCAAUGGCUCCAGUCCAGUUCACCCAGCACUGGCAGGUAAGAGAGGGAUUAAUACACUACAUUUGAGUGACCCUGAGUGUAACUCCCACUGCCGUCCCUUGGCCUUGCUGGUCUUCAAAGCUCUUGGUUUCUUUCUUUUAGGUAAAACCCCAGAGGAAGUGGUGAAGAAAUACCUGCAGAAAGUGCGCAACCCUCCUGAGGAGGACUGCACGAUUUGUAUGGAGCCCCUCGGAGGCCCCUCUGGCUAUAAGGGGGCACCAGCAGGGGUGUCCAGGAACGAACCCGUGGGCAGACUGGCCAAGUGUGGGCAUCUCUACCACCUGCAGUGUCUGGUAGCCAUGUACAACAACGGCAACAAGGACGGCAGUCUGCAGUGCCCCACCUGUAAGACGAUUUACGGGGUGAAGACGGGCACACAGCCCCCAGGCAAGAUGGAAUACCAUGUCAUUCCCCACUCCCUGCCCGGGCAUCCCGACUGUCGCACGAUCCGCAUCAUCUACAACAUUCCACCAGGAAUACAGGGUCCGGAGCACCCCAACCCUGGGAAACCCUUCACAGCGCGAGGAUUCCCCCGACACUGCUACCUCCCUGACAGUGAGAAGGGGCGCAAGGUGUUGCGGCUCUUGCUGGUGGCCUGGGACCGGCGGCUGGUGUUCUCAGUGGGCACCUCCAGCACCACAGGUGAGAGCGACACGGUGGUGUGGAACGAGGUCCACCACAAGACGGAGUUUGGCUCGAACCUAACUGGCCACGGCUUCCCUGACCCAGGGCACCUGGACAACGUGCUGGAGGAGCUCAGGGCGCAGGGCAUCACUGAAGAGGACUGUCUGAGAGACUGAGGGCCAGAGGGCGGGAGUGCGCACAGACUGCCCACACUGACCACUAGGGGGCAGUCAAUGCACUAGCUCUGAAUCACCUAACAGGAUCCGAUGUUAACUAGCACUUGAUAGAGAAACUAGAAGAGAGUUCCUGAGUGACUCUGCUGGAAAUUGUGGUACGUUAAUACUGACUUAACACUGCACUAAAAAGAGGGGUUAAUACAGUCCAGACACACUGACUGGACACUCCAGUACA